AUCUUAAAGAAGGACCGGAGGUAGUUGCUGUCACCACCUCCUUUUAAUAUCAUCUGAAAGCUAACGCAACAGCAAGCUCGCUUGGCAGCCAUAACUAAAUGUUGCCACUGUUGGCUAUAGCUAGCUAGCAAGUGCGAGCUAACACCUCUGACAGGCGGCGUUACGCUGUUCGGCUGUAGCUAACGAUAGCACAUGGUUUACUAAUCAUACUAACAACAUGCACGUGUCCUGCCUUUUCAUCUAUCAGAAACGCUAGCUACUAAAGUUAGUUACCAAGGACUGAAACUGUUUCAGUUGACUGUUGGAUUUAUGUGUAGCACAAUGGCCCCAUCUACUGUUGUAGUUUUGCAAAGUUAAAUCAAAUUGAAACAGCGAGAGAAGGCUGCUGUCUAUUCCCUGGAGCCCAAGCAUGAACAUUGCACGGCAAGUCCUGAAUCGCUCCAAGCUUAUUGCACAUCACUCGGCUAACGUGAACUGCAGGAGAAGGUUCUGCACUUCACAGCACAUGAUGAAGUCACGGCACACACACUCCAAGAGAAUCGAGGGACUGGACAAGAAUGUCUGGGUGGCAUUUACUUCGUUGGCAGCUGACCCAUCUGUUGUUAACCUGGGCCAAGGCUUUCCAGACAUCCCUCCACCUUCAUAUGUCAAGGAGGCUCUAGCGCAGGCUGCAUCAGUGGACCUGAUGAACCAGUACACCAGGGGCUUUGGCCAUCCGUCUUUGGUGAAGGCCCUUUCUCAGGUUUAUGGAAAGGUCUACGAAUGCCAGAUUGACCCCCUGAAAGAAAUCCUGGUCACAGUAGGAGGCUAUGGUUCCCUGUUCAGCACCAUGCAAGGACUGGUGGAUGAGGGAGAUGAGGUCAUCAUAAUAGAACCUUUCUUCGACUGCUAUUUACCGAUGGUGCGAAUGGCGGGGGCCAAGCCUGUGCUGAUACCGUUACGUCUCAAGUCUGGAAAGAAGACGAUCACAAGUGCCGACUGGUUUCUUGACCCGGAUGAGCUUUCCAGUAAAUUCAACUCUAAGACAAAGGCCAUUAUCAUCAACACCCCCAACAAUCCUAUCGGGAAGGUUUUCACCAGAGAUGAGCUGCAGAUGAUCGCUGACCUCUGUAUUAAACAUGACACUCUGUGCUUCAGUGAUGAGGUUUAUGAGUGGCUCAUCUACAGGGGACACCAACAUAUCAAAAUAGCCACUCUGCCUGGAAUGUGGGACAGAACGAUCACCAUCAGCAGUGCAGGGAAAACCUUUAGUGUAACCGGAUGGAAGCUCGGUUGGUCUAUAGGACCAGAGCACUUGAUACGGCAUCUUCAGACGGUCAUGCAGAAUACUCUGUACACCUGCCCGACACCUUUACAGGAGGCUGUGGCACAAGGCUUGAUGCGAAACUUUAAUCUGAUGGGUCAGCCGGAGUGCUACUUCUCCUCACUGGCAGAAGAACUGGAGGGCAAGAGGGACCGCAUGGCUGCCAUCCUGCAAGAGACCGGUAUGACUCCUGUGAUCCCGGAGGGAGGCUACUUCAUGGUGGUGGACGUCACGUCUCUCAACCAGGACCUCUCACACAUGGUCGAGGACGAAGCAUACGACUACAAGUUUGUGAAGUGGAUGAUUAAAGAAAAGAAACUGGCGGCCAUUCCAGUCACAGCGUUUGUUGGAGAAGAGUCCAAGAAGCAGUUUGAGAAGUACAUCCGUCUGUGCUUCAUUAAGCAAGACAGUACUCUCAUUGCAGCGGAGGCUAUCUUGAAGAACUGGAGGAAGACUUAGUUGGAUGCAGUGUGUGAGGACUUCAGGGAGGAGGAGCAUCUCUGGUGGAACUGAAGGAAUGGGAUUUUACUGUAAUAUUGCACACUAGAAGUUGGUAAAAUACCAAUAGUGAAACCGUUAAUAGCAAAAAGACGGUCCAUAUUUUAAAUGAUCCUACAAUCCUUGAAUGUUUGCGUAGGAGUUUAAUAUCAGACACACGUAUGUAAGCUAAGGACGGCUUCGACUGAACCUUUUUCCCCGUCUUUAUUUUCCAGUAACACAGGUCCUCAGUUAGACAGGGUUGUGAAAGCUGGUUGUGGCUAGGCGUUUAUUAACAGAAAGGUUUUAUAAUGUUAAGGUGUGUUGUAGUGCUGGGCGGUAUACCGGUUCUUCCGGGGCGACAAUACUUCAGCCAAACUGCUAUCCCAACAUUACAGGAACAGACGACCACACCCUCUAGUAAGCAAAGCCUUUAUACAUGAUGACAUUAACAUGUUUUUAUAUUCUAUGUACUCCUGACAGAGUAAG
Messenger RNA from Anarrhichthys ocellatus (wolf-eel), 2269 nucleotides. RefSeq names its product kynurenine--oxoglutarate transaminase 3-like. The coding region runs from base 410 to 1762 and encodes 450 amino acids. NCBI's taxonomy places the organism in Eukaryota, Metazoa, Chordata, Actinopteri, Perciformes, Anarhichadidae. Gene Ontology annotation, molecular function: pyridoxal phosphate binding; L-kynurenine:2-oxoglutarate transaminase activity. Gene Ontology annotation, cellular component: cytoplasm; mitochondrion. The record is from RefSeq and is a predicted model, not a curated record. The transcript has 14 exons. Gene Ontology annotation, biological process: biosynthetic process.